Rana temporaria (common frog) is the source of this 5863-nucleotide messenger RNA. It is a transcript of the gene PDCD11, whose product is annotated as programmed cell death 11. Gene Ontology annotation, biological process: rRNA processing. Gene Ontology annotation, cellular component: nucleus; nucleolus; small-subunit processome. Gene Ontology annotation, molecular function: RNA binding; protein binding. The record is from RefSeq and is a predicted model, not a curated record. The transcript has 36 exons. NCBI's taxonomy places the organism in Eukaryota, Metazoa, Chordata, Amphibia, Anura, Ranidae. The coding region runs from base 177 to 5540 and encodes 1787 amino acids.
GCGUGACAGGAAGUUCCUGUUACGUAGAGUCUCCUUAGUUGUACUUCCGGGUGAAAUGCCAGACUGCCACACGUGGGUAUGAUCGCUGCUCUGUAUCUGUGAGGGAAGUGAACAGUGAGUGGGGAGAUCGCGGUGUUCUUUAUACCUGUCACCCGAGAUACACAAAAACAAGAGAAAUGGAGGAGUGUUUCCCCCGUGGGGGGACCCUAAAGAAGUCUGAGGAAACUGCCACUAAAAAAAGGCAGAGAGAAGACGACAACCUGUUUUCUACCUACCGGGAAGAAGCAGAAGAAACUGGUAAGAAGAAAAAGAAGAAACAACUGAAAGAAACUUCAAAGGCAUCCCAGCAUGAAAAGGGCUCAUUUGCAAAAGUUAAAGCAGUGGAGCUGCUAAAUUAUAAGGACCUCAGUGUUGGGAUGUUGUUUCUUGGAUGCAUUAAAGAGGUGAAAGAUUUUGAACUGGUUAUAAGCUUGCCUUAUAAUCUCGUAGGCUUUGUCCAAGCAACAAAUAUCUGCGAGGCCUACACAAAAUUGCUUAAUGAACAAGUGAAAAAAGAGGAGCCUGUGGAGGGUCUUAUUCCUCUUCCUAACCUGUAUUCACCAGGAAUGCUGGUCAGAUGUGCCAUUAGCAAUUUGGAGACCACGUCUGGUGGAUUCAAUAGCAUCAAAUUGUCCUUAAACCCAAAACUCAUUCAUGGGGAUCUUGCGCCAUCUUCUGUGCACAAAGGCAUGUAUCUCACUGGUCUUGUAUCGAGUGAGGAAGACCAUGGCUAUCUCAUUGAUUUGGGCAUUGCUGGAACUAAAGCUUUCCUUCCUCGACAUAAGGCUGACGUGUAUAUAAACCAGACAAACAAAGGGCCUGCACUCGGAGUGGGGCAAUAUCUGGACACUGUGAUUGACGAGGUGAAGAAUGAUGGGAGAAUCUUACGUCUGUCAGUCAGCCAGUCUGAUGUGACUGCAGCCAUUGCCACAGAUGAACAGAAGUGGACUAUUAAUAACCUGCUGCCGGGCUUGGUGGUAAAAGCUCAGAUUCAAAAGAUCUUUCAUGACCACAUCGCUGUAUCCUUCUUGUCAUCCUACACUGGAAUAGUGGAUUUCUUGCAUUUGGAACCUAAAAAAGCAAAUGUGUACCAAAGUGAUCAGUUGGUUAAAGCUUGCAUCCUGUGGAUUGAUAAAUCUUCCAAGACCAUACGACUGACGUUUCGCAAGACCUUCCUGCAACCCGGGAGGCUGAUAAAACAACUGUCCAGUAACUGGAUUGGCACGGUUCAUGAGAAGUGUACAGUGAAGGCACUGUUUAAGCAUGCAGGAGCAAUGUUUGAGCUGGAUGGGGAAACAAUGGCUUUUGCGCUUAAAUACCAUCUAAUUUCCAAGUUGUCAAGUGAUCUGAACCGAUAUAAAGAAGGGACUGUCCACACUGGACGGGUGGUGGCGUUUAGCCCAAUGGAGGAGACCAUUCUACUUUCUUUAAAGGAGACAGUCAUUGAAGAACCUUUUUGGAAGCAUGAAGAUAUACAGGCUGGACAAUUUCUAGAGGGAACUGUUGAAAAGAUUGCCACUGAAGGAAUAACUGUGAAUAUCGCCAAACGCAUCAGUGGUCUCAUACCAAAUCUCCACAUGGCGGAUAUCACCUUGAACCAUCCUGAGAAGAGAUAUACUCCUGGGAAAAAUAUCAAAUGCAGAGUUCUAAAUGUGGAUCCAUUAGCCAGAAAACUGAUUCUUACCCGAAAGAAAACCAUGAUUAAUUCAAAAUUGCCAAUAAUUGCCAGUUUUCAUGAUGCAAAGCCUGGCAUGAUCACUCAUGGAUUUAUCUGGGCAGUGAAAGAUUUUGGAUGCAUUGUUAAAUUCUAUAAUGAUGUCCAUGGGCUUGUACCAGCUCGAGAGUUAAGCUCGCAUUAUAUCCCAGUAAUACAAGAUGCCUUUUAUAAGGGACAGGUGGUUAGGGUAAGGGUGUUGGAGUGUAACCGUGAAAAGGAAACAUUGCUACUGUCCUUCAAGAUUAUUGAAGAAAAUGAAAAUGGAGAACCGGAUAAUAAAAGGGAAAGAAGAACGCUUUCACAAUGGAAAGAAUCUGGAAAGAUAGUGGAUGUGAGAAUUGCAAGCAAGACUGAUGCAGAGCUGAAUGUAUUAAUUCUACCUGAGGAGAGCCCUGCAGUACUUCCAAAAGUUCAUCUAUCUGAUCAUGCGGCAAACUGUGAGCUCCUCUUUCACUGUUUGAAGGAGGGUGAUGUGCUGUCUCGAGUGAUGUGCCUAAACACCUCCAAAGGGCAAACUAUAUUAACCAGAAAAACUGCAUUAAUUUCAUGUGUAGAGAAGGGGUCAUGUGCAAAAGAUUUCUCUGAAGUUCAAGUUGGAAUGUAUCUCACUGGAUUUGUUAGAAAUAUUAUGCCAUAUGGAGUAUUUGUGGAAUUCUUACAUGGGCUGGUCGGACUGGUCCCCAUCUCGGAAGUCAGUGACAAGUUUGUGACUGAAAUCGGUGACCAUUUUGUGCAAGGGCAGACGGUUGUUGCAAAAGUAACAAACAUUGAUGAGCAAAAAAAACGCUUCCUGUUGACCCUAAAGAUGUCAGAAUGUGCCCCAGAUGACUGCUCAGCUGAUGGCUUCUCUCAGAUCGGCCAGUGUUGCAGUGAGCUGCAGUUCUGUAAGAGCCUAAUGAAAAAAAAUGAAAAACUGGAUGAGGGCGAGACCAUCUAUUCUGUAAUACCAGGGAAAAACUUGAUACUUGUUGUUGAAAAAUUGGAAGAUAAUGGUUCGGUUCUGUUCAGCACUAGCCAAGUCCCGGGAGCAAAGAAAAUAUCAGCUGUGCAACAUAAGGAACAAGAAAAACCUUUAACUCUGGGACAGAAAGUAAAGGCUGUGAUUCUACAUGUUGAUAUAUUGAAAGCUCACGUUCAUGUUUCCAUGGAAGAAGCUUUACUAAAGAAAUGUAAAGAGAAUUUUGCAGAAAAUUCCGUCCACUCUGCAGUCAUACAGCAUUUGUCAGAAGAAUUUGCUGUGGCAUCUUUGAAAGAUACUUCAAAGCUCGUGGCUGUCCCACUCAAAAGACACUUUAACGACACUUUCCGGUUUGAAUCAGAAAGGCUAAGUGUAGGUCAGAAGAUUUCCGUGACGUUAUCGUCGAUGGAUGCUGAUCAACAUGGAAUCCAAUUUGCAGUGCAGAAUGCCAGCUCAGGAAGGGAAAAAGUCAAGAUGCCACUCAAUCUUACGAAAAGAAAGCCACUUAUUGGAGAAGUGAUCACCGGGACUGUGAAAAGCAUCAAGCCCAUCAGCGUGUUGGUGUCUAUUACAGAUAAACUAACGGGUAACAUCCACGCCUCUCAGAUCGUGGAGAAUGUGCUUGCAGGCGCUCUGCCAACAUCCAAGCUUAGGCCUAAGCAGAGUGUGACUUGUCGUGUGAUAGGAGGACGAGAUCUCAAGACACACAAGUUCCUUCCCAUUACUCACCCGCACCUGAUGAAGUCUGUUCUUGAACUCAGUAUUCUUCCCAGUCUUUUGAAUACUGAAGUGAAAGUUGAAAAACACAAACCCCUGAAUACGUACUCAUCGGGUGAUACAGUGACCUGCUAUGUAGUCAAGUAUAACAAAGAGAAGCAAUGUCUGGAGGUAGAAAUCUCUCCCGGUAUUCGUGGCACAGUAGAACAGCUGCUUCUGUCAUCUUCUGCUAAGGUCUUAAAGCGUCCAGAGAAGCAUUUCAGACCAGGUCAGGCGCUGACCGCCACUGUGGUUGAUGUAGAGGACGCGCGUAAAAAGCUCUCUUUGUCAUUAAUAGACCUUGAUGCUCUGACAGAGGGCUGUAUCACUUUUGGCUGCGUAAAGAGUGUAAUUCCCAGUACAGGCCUACAGAUAACCAUACCGUUUGGAAAGACUGGAAGAGCUAGUUUCUUCCAAUUAAAUGACUGCUAUGAUGAGAUCUCCCUGGAGAAGUUUGCCGCUGGAAUGCUUGUGAGGUGUUGCAUACUCUCUGUUGGAAAUAAAAUAGACCUGUCCCUAAGAGAAUCUCGAUUAAAUCCUGGAAGUGUCAGCAAACAGAUAGAUGAAGACCUCUCGUCUAUUGAUUGUUUGAAGGAAGGGCAGCUCAUUAAAGGUUUUGUCAGUGCAGUUACAGAUAAAGGUGUAUUUUUCAGGAUAUCCAGUUCGAUUGAUGGCCAUAUUCUGUUUAAGAAUGUCACCUCCUAUUAUGUUAACGAGAUAGAGAUGUAUAAGAAACACAUUCCUGAAGGAAAGUUGCUUACUGCCAAAAUUAUUUCUAUAGCUAAAGAGGAGAAUCACAUAGAGCUGUCACUACUUUCAAAUGAUACUGGAAAUCCUGAUGUUAUCCCAGAGUCUGAUGGCUAUAGCUUGAGGAGAAAGAAGGGUGAAAAAAAAAGGAGACGAACGAACUCUGAACGUGAAGUCAAGAGCUCUAAAAAGAAGAAAUCCCAAGUGUCCCAGGAUGAUGAAGACAGUGGAGUUGAGGUUCAUUAUCGAGAACAGAAGACCGAAAAUGAGGAAAAGAAAGAAGCUAGCAAUAAGCCUCCAGCACCCCGGCUGCAGGUUUCCUCCGGCUUUUCUUGGGACGUCAGCCUGAAUACUCUCAAAACGUCUUUAAUUGAUGGAAAGGAGAGCAGUUCAGACAGUGAGGAGGAUGAAGAGGAGUGCCCCAAGAUACAGAAAACUAAGAGCAACCAGAAAAAACAGGGAGUGGAGAAGAGACCAGCUGGAAAAGAGGCAAAGGAUCCAAGUCAGCAACCGCAGUCAAUUAAUGAAUUUGAGCGCCUUGUCCUCAGUUCACCUAAUAUCUCUGCUAACUGGAUUCAGUACAUGGAUUUCCACCUCCAGGCCACUGAGCUGGAGCAAGCACGGGCUGUGGCAGAAAGAGCCCUGCAGACUAUUUACUUCAGGGAGGAGCAAGAGAAGCUGAAUGUAUGGGUGGCCAUGCUGAAUAUGGAGAAUACAUAUGGCACAGAAGAGACUUUGCUGAAGGUGUUCGGACGAGCUGUUCAAUACAAUGAUCCUUUGAAAGCAUUCCAACACUUGGUGGAGAUUUACAUCAAGUCAGAAAAGUUUAAGGAGGCUGAUGAAUUGUUCAACACGAUGAUAAAGCGUUUCAAACAGGAAAAGUCUGUGUAUUGGAAAAAUGCUGCAUUUCUUCUUAAGCAAGGCCAGUCUGAGGCUGCUCAUCGCUUACUGCAGCGGGCAAUGAAGUGUCUUCCAGAAAAAGAGCAUGUUGAGGUAAUUUCGAAGUUUGCUCAGUUAGAGUUCCAGCUGGGAGAUCCUGUACGAGCCAAGGCUUUGUUUGAAAGCACACUGAGCAGCUAUCCCAAGCGAACAGACAUUUGGUCUGUAUAUAUCGACAUGAUGGUAAAGCAUGGCAAUCAAAAAGAAAUCAGAGAUAUAUUUGAGCGAGUUAUCCACCUUAGUUUAGCAGCAAAAAGGAUCAAAUUUUUCUUCAAGCGUUAUCUGGAAUAUGAGAAGAAACAUGGCAAUGAGAAGACCGUUCAAGCUGUGAAGGAGAAGGCUCUGCAAUAUGUUGAAGCUAAGAGUUCUGUGGGCACAAGCUAGAGCCAUCUGCUCUGAAGGACUUUUUUUUAUUGACUUUGUACAGAUGUGGAAAAAGGCAACCGCCCAUUAUGUACAAUCCUCCCUAAGAGACUUGUUUUUGUGGCUGUGUAAAUCACAUGGAUUUUAUAUAUUUGCUUCCCUUUAUUGUUUCUGCUGUCUGUAUGAAAUAAUGAGAUUCAUAUGUUCAUCAUUGGAAUUUCAGAAACCACACAGGAAAAAUACAGUCAACUGCCAGAAUAGAGCAUUUUUAUUAUCAGUGGCAUUUUGUACAUUGCUGAUUCAUUUUCAGAUGUCACAAUAAAUUACCAUCAUGAAUUCAGAUA